AAAUGUCGACCCGACCCGACGCAUUAAGAACUACCCGCUCUAUGAGCUAUCCAACCGACAAACGAACAAAAAGCAAUCUACACAUCCUCGUAGCUGAGGAUGAUCCCACAAACAGCACAAUUCUGCGCAAAAGGCUAGAGAUGUCCGGGCACACAGUAUAUCUGACGAGGAAUGGGAAAGAAUGCGCAGCCCUAUACCGGGAGAAGGCGAAUUGCUUCGAUGCAGUAUUAAUGGAUCUACAAAUGCCCGUCGUUGACGGCUUGACGGCAACGAAGAUGAUCCGGGAAAGUGAACAAUCCUCCGCCAAGGGGGAGGCGCUUAAGAAGCGGGUACCGAUAUUAGUUGUUUCUUCGUCGUCGACCGAGAAAGAUCGACAAGUAUAUAUCGAUACGGGCUUUGAUGGAUGGGUUAUGAAGCCAGUUGGUUUUCACCGGAUCCCUGAUCUUUUGGACGGAGUCUACGAAAACGAGCGUCGCAGCAACUAUAUAUAUAGACCGGGGAAAUGGGAUGAAGGUGGCUGGUUCGAAGGCUGAUCCACUGGUUGAGGACUUUGACGCUAUUGUUUGGUUGUUCCCGGAGAGUUGGUGGGCUCCUGGGCUUAUUUUCAUGCCGUUACGAUGAUUCUCCUGUACAUAUACCUCCUGUCUGAACACACGAUAUCCUGCACAUAAG
Messenger RNA from Aspergillus alliaceus, 672 nucleotides. RefSeq names its product response regulator. Lineage: Eukaryota; Fungi; Ascomycota; Eurotiomycetes; Eurotiales; Aspergillaceae. The annotation marks the transcript as partial. The transcript is spliced from 2 exons. The record is from RefSeq and is a predicted model, not a curated record. Gene Ontology annotation, biological process: phosphorelay signal transduction system.